AUGUCGCGUGUUGGAGUUUUGGUUAUGGGGCCUGCCGGAGCAGGUAAAAGUUCAUUUUGUAAUGCCUUGGUAUCACACAUACAAACCAUUGGCAGAAGAGCACACAUCGUGAACCUCGAUCCGGCCGCGGAGCCCGGUCAGUACGAAUUCACGGUUGAUAUUCGUAAUCUGAUUUCGUUGGACGAUGUGAUGGAAGAGCUUGAACUGGGACCUAACGGGUCUCUGGUGUAUUGUUUCGAGUAUCUUUUAGAAAAUCUGGAUUGGCUGGAUGAAGAAGUAGGCGAGUACAAUGACGAGUUUUUAAUCUUUGAUUGUCCCGGGCAAAUCGAACUGUAUACUCAUAUUCCAAUUUUGCCUGCCGUCAUCCGCCACUUACAGACCCAGCUUAACUUUAGCCUGUGCGCAACCUACCUUCUGGAGGCACCUUUUGUUGUAGAUCCAUCCAAAUUCUUCAGUGGCGCUCUAAGUGCGAUGUCAGCCAUGAUUUUACUUGAACUUCCGCACAUCAAUGUGCUUAGUAAAAUGGAUCAAAUCAAAGAUGAUUACAGUCGUAAAAGGUUGAAGAGAUUCCUUAAUCCCGAUCCCACAGUUCUUGCUGAAAGUGCCAAUGAAGAUUUGAACCCUAAAUUUAGCAGGCUGAACUCUGUCAUUGCAAAUUUAGUUGAUGAUUAUGGUAUGGUUCAGUUUCUUCCGCUGGAGGCUAACAAUCCAGAAAGUGUGAGUACAAUUUUGAGCUACAUUGACGACGUAACUCAAUGGGCCGAGUCACAGGAACCAAAAGAGCCCAAUGAUCAGAUUGAACUAGACGAUGAAUAG
Messenger RNA from Lachancea mirantina, 816 nucleotides. NCBI's taxonomy places the organism in Eukaryota, Fungi, Ascomycota, Saccharomycetes, Saccharomycetales, Saccharomycetaceae. The record is from the annotation of a GenBank genome assembly.